Messenger RNA from Suillus subalutaceus, 1320 nucleotides. RefSeq lists its product as uncharacterized. The record is from RefSeq and is a predicted model, not a curated record. The transcript has 3 exons. NCBI's taxonomy places the organism in Eukaryota, Fungi, Basidiomycota, Agaricomycetes, Boletales, Suillaceae. Bases 1 to 1320 code for a protein of 439 amino acids.
AUGGAUUACCUUGAGAUCUUUGAGCUGCGGUUGAAAUUUGAGGACAAAGCGCACGGGGUCAACAAGACUUGGAUGGGGUGCUUCACCAAAGACUCCGCUAUCGCGUUGAGGCUCCACAAGGCUGGUGUACCUGUGUGGUUGAUACGAGAUGUCAGGCUCGUCGAUGAUAAGAUUAACAUCCGCCAAGUCAUUCCCUUCACUCCUGCCGACCUUGUGUUUGGGAUGUACCUCCAUCCCAUUAAGAACUUCGCUCAACCUUUCGAUAUCCGUUACAAGGGUCCAAGUGAUCAUCAACGCCAGGCUGCGGUUCGUCAACCGUACCUUACUUUUGAAGAGAUCCCUAUGGAUCAAACCGAAGUCAAUCGCUUUGCAGCUUCCAGAGAGCCGUCAUCGGGUAAAGCGCCCACCAAGACCACGAAAAAUAAGUCCGCAAUGAACCGACCCGCUCUGCGCCAGAACCAGUCUCAAGUUGGACGUGACAAAUGGUGCGACAUGGCUCACCCGUUCAUGCCCAACAUCAACACCUUCUUCGCAUCGGCUAUGACUCACGCGGACAAAGAUUUGAGUCGUGUCAAGCCAACCCAUGCAAGAAUGGAUGAGGGAUACAGGCUCCCCGACCCUGGAUUAUUUGUCAACGUCCUUUCCUCGCAGUCUCUGAAGAAAUAUCUUGCUAACUGGUUGGCAUGCCGUGAGUCGUGGCUGAGGCAUGUUUAUAUGCCGCCUCCAUCUCCGCUCCCUCGGUCCCAAAGCUGGCGUGAUCUAUUGAUCACGCAGCCAACAACACCACAGCCCUCGUCGUCAAGUGGUCAGAUGCCAUCAGGCAAGACUGGCAAGUCCAAAGCCAAACUCGACCUGUUCUUUGGAGAUGAAUUAUCGCUCCUACGCCAGUUUUGGACUGGAUCCCAGAUGUUGCAAUGGAGGGGUCAGAAAAUCGAAGCAGCGACGCUCGAGAAUUCAGCCGCAUCAUCUCAUUCAACAGAUCAUAUACGAGAUUUGCGAAGAAGCGUCGCAUGGAGUUGCUCCGUGGAAUUUUUUCCCCAGCAUGCCCUCAGCAUGUGGGAUAAGGAUUUUUCGACUCGGAAUGAUGGACUUAAUGCUGAGUCUUUCCAGGAUGCUCUUCCAUAUUUCGAGAAUUUUCGUCAAGUGUUGAUCGCAUGGGACGGUGCUCCUCAAGAUCUCAAACAGCCUUUCACCGAGUCGAUGCCCGAGGGAGAGAAGUGGCAACGCAUGAAGCAAUGUGCCCUGUUUUAUGUACAAUCAUUUUACGACAACACAGGUCGCCCCCCCGUGGUCCCUCAUAUACUUUACGCGGGUCCAUAG